Echinops telfairi (small Madagascar hedgehog) is the source of this 4486-nucleotide messenger RNA. RefSeq names its product erythrocyte membrane protein band 4.1 like 2 (gene EPB41L2). The transcript has 22 exons. Gene Ontology annotation, molecular function: structural molecule activity; actin binding. Lineage: Eukaryota; Metazoa; Chordata; Mammalia; Afrosoricida; Tenrecidae. The record is from RefSeq and is a predicted model, not a curated record. Gene Ontology annotation, biological process: cortical actin cytoskeleton organization. Gene Ontology annotation, cellular component: cytoskeleton; plasma membrane. Bases 84 to 3239 code for a protein of 1051 amino acids.
AGCCGUGCGGCCGGGGCUCGAAACGGGACGGGUCCCCGCGUCGACCGAGCUUCCGAGGUGCGCGUCGGGACUGAGCAGUGGUCAUGACUACUGAAGUAGGCCCCGAGUCUGAAGUGAAAAAGGAAUCAGACAAUUUAGGAGCAGACACAGCCAAGGAGAAACCUAAAGACGAAGGGAAAAAUCAGGAGAAUCAACCAUCUGAUCCAGAAGAGGGAAAAAGUUCCCAGUCACUUCCUUCAGCUGACCGCCGCCAAAGAAGUCCACGCCACCAGAAGAGAGAGAAGGAUCCAUCGGAGAGCAGGGGCAUUUCCCGAUUCAUACCGCCAUGGCUAAAGAAACAAAAGUCCUAUAACUUGGUAGUGGCCAAAGAUGGAGGAGAUAAAAAAGAACCUACCCAAGCUGUUGUGGAGGAACAGAUUGUAGACAAAGAGGAGGAGGACUCUCUUCCUGAAGAAGAGAGGCAGGCCAAGGGUGAUGCUGAAGAAACAGCUCAAAGAAGGCAGCUGGAGGUUAAAGUUGAAGUCAAGGAAGACAAACCUUCCACGAGCGUUGCUGAGCCACAGCCUGUUAAAGAAGCAAGUAAGGAGCGAGAAGAAGAGAAGGAAGAAAUCCAGGAAGAAAAGACAGAAGUAGCAGUAGCAAAAAGGGAGACUAAGGAAGUGCAGACCAAUGAGCUACGAGCCGAGAAAGAAUCUCAAAAAGCCACCAAGAAAGCCAAAACGGUUCAGUGUAGAGUGACCCUCCUGGAUGGCACUGAGUACAGCUGUGACCUGGAGAAACGUGCUAAGGGACAAGUGUUAUUUGACAAAGUCUGCGAGCAUCUUAAUCUCCUAGAGAAGGACUACUUUGGACUUUUGUUUCAGGAAAACCCAGAGCAGAAAGUUUUUAAUAUGCCUUCUAUACUAGAUCUUCCCUGGCUGUUCACCUUUAAUGUGAAGUUUUAUCCUCCUGAUCCUUCUCAGUUGACUGAAGAUAUCACCAGAUACUUCUUGUGCCUGCAGCUGAGGCAGGACAUUGCCUCUGGCCGCCUGCCCUGCUCUUUUGUGACUCAUGCCCUCCUGGGGUCCUACACCCUGCAGGCUGAACUUGGGGACUAUGACCCAGAAGACCCUGGCCAUGAUGACCUCAGUAAUUUCCAGUUUGCUCCAACGCAGACGAAGGAGCUGGAAGAGAAAGUGGCAGAGCUGCAUAAAAUCCACAGGGGCUUAUCUCCAGCACAAGCAGAUUCUCAAUUCCUAGAAAAUGCAAAGAGGCUCUCCAUGUAUGGUGUUGACCUGCAUCGUGCCAAGGACUCUGAGGGUGUGGACAUCAAGCUGGGUGUGUGUGCUAAUGGACUCCUCAUUUACAAGGACAGGCUGAGAAUCAACCGUUUUGCUUGGCCGAAAAUCUUGAAAAUUUCCUAUAAACGCAGCAACUUCUACAUUAAAGUGAGGCCGGCAGAGCUGGAGCAGUUUGAGAGUACCAUUGGAUUCAAACUACCAAAGCACCGGGCUGCUAAAAGGCUAUGGAAAGUGUGCGUGGAGCAUCAUACUUUCUACAGGCUUGUGUCUCCAGAGCAGCCACCAAAGGCCAAGUUCUUGACCUUAGGGUCCAAGUUUCGCUACAGUGGCCGCACCCAAGCCCAGACCCGCCAGGCCAGCAUCCUCAUUGACAGGCCUGCUCCCCAUUUUGAGCGUACCUCUAGCAAGCGGGGGUCCAGGAGUCUGGAUGGAACUUUGAUUGGUGUUGAGGACCAAAGUCUCAUGAAGGAGUUUUCUGGUCCUGCUGAAGAGGCCUUUGCAUAUGGUCCUGGAGUUGUGAGUGCUGUUGGGGUACAGGUUGAAGACAGCAGAAGAGAUGUCAGAAGCCCCACAAAAGCCCUGCAUGUGCAACUCAGUGAAGGAAAGAAAAGUUCCUUGAGAGUAGAAGGGGAUAAUAUUUAUGUCAGACAUAGCAAUUUAAUGUUGGAGGACUUGGAUAAGGCCCAGGAGGACAUACUGAAACAUCAGGCUAGCAUUAGUGAACUCAAGCGCAAUUUUAUGGAAUCCACACCAGAACCACGCCCCAGUGAAUGGGAGAAACGACGUAUCACACCUCUGUCCCUGCAGACUCCAGGGAGGAAAGGAGACCAUCUUUUCAAGGACAUUUUACCCACGAAGGAGAAGCCCCAGAUGGCGACAGCAUGGGCUGCUGAAGGAGGAGCUGAGGAGGCGGACAAGAAACGCUCUCCCGAGUCAGAAGGGCCAUGCGCUGGAGCCAGUGAUGCUGUUAAGAGUUCACAUGAGACUCUGAAUAUAGUGGAAGAGAAGAAACGGGCAGAGGUUGGGAAAGACGAAAGAGUAAUCAUAAUCACGGAAGAAAUGAAUGGUAAAGAGCUAUCACCUGGGAGUGGUCCUGGGGAUAUUCGGAAGGUGGAGCUGCUGGCACCCAAAGACUCCACCUCCCUGUCUUCUGAGAGCAGCAGCAGCAGCAGCAGCAUUGAGAGCGAAGAAGAUGAUGUGGGAGAGUACCGCCCCCACCACCGUGUGAUGGAGGGCACCAUAAGGGAGGAGCAGGAGGAGUAUGAAGAGGCGGAGGAGGAGCCCGGUCAAGCAGUCAAGGUAGUAGAGAGGGAGGAAGCAGUGCCAGAAGCCAGCCCAGUCAAACAAGCAGGUGCCAGUGCAAUCCCAGUAGAAACAGUGACCCAGGAAAAUGUAGUGGCCCCCAAGCUCUCCGGAGAGAAGAGUAUAAACGAAGGCACUAUUAAGCAAGCCCUGAGCGAAGAAACAGAGGAAGAACAACUUAAAGUUAAUGGAGAGGUGUCUCGUGUUGACAUUGAUGUUUUGCCACAAAUUAUCUGUUGUUCCGAGCCACCAGUGGUCAAAACAGAGAUGGUAACAAUUUCUGAUGCCUCACAAAGAACAGAAAUCCCCACCAAGCAAGUCCCCAUUGUCCAAACUGAGACCCGAACCAUCACUUACGAGGCUCCACAGGUUGAUGGCGGGGCUGGUGGUGAUUCGGGCACAUUACUGACCGCACAAACCAUCACAUCUGAGUCCGUGUCGACAACAACCACCACACAUAUCACCAAGACUGUAAAAGGUGGAAUAUCUGAAACAAGAAUUGAGAAACGUAUUGUGAUCACAGGAGAUACAGAUAUUGAUCAUGACCAGGCCUUGGCCCAGGCCAUCAAGGAAGCCAGAGAGCAGCACCCUGACAUGUCUGUCACGAGAGUGGUGGUGCACAAAGAAACUGAGUUGGAGGAGGAAGGUGAAGAGUAAUCAGAAAUUCAUUUCAUAAACAACAUUCAACUUUGUGACCAUGAAGAAUCUGACCAUUCCAAGUCUUAAUGCCACACCACUUCUGCAGCAGAUUUAUACUACGACUGGUAACAGUGACCAGGAGCCUGGAUAUUAAAAUGCCAACACCAAACCUUUCGUUAACAGCUCUGGUCUACUGUUCCCUUGGAUCUUAAUAUAUUCUUUUGUUUCAUAACCACUUUUAAGUAUUCUUGGUUCGUUCUUUCUUUAUCUUUUUUUUAAGGGGAUAUUAUUUUAUUUCCUGCUUGCUUUGUGUACAACUACCUGCUUGAUAUGACUCCUUUUGACAAAUGCCAGUGAACAAAGCCAGCCCGAGCUGGUAAGGUGCAGUUCACUUAAUCAGGUGCUGUUGUGCCGAAAGAACUGACUAAUUUAGGUAGAAUGGCUUUCUUUUUGCCCGAUUUUUUCUGCCAUUGAGUUUUUAACAAUAAAUAUUUCCUGAGUUUUCUGAUCGCAGUAAACUUACUGUGUGAGAAAAUAUUAAUACUGAUUAAAAGCAUUUCUUACAUCUUGAAGAUUUUCUAAUAUAUGAAAAUUUCACUAGGGAUAUUUUUUUAUAUUAAGCCCCCUUGACUUUUCAGCCCUGCGACUUGGCUUUCAGUGGAAAGCCAAGCGGCUCUAGGCUGGAGCAUGAGGACUCAGUCCACUGACCACGCACUGUGUCCGGAAACCCUGCUGCACCGCAGUGCCGUUGCUUCUCUGAGAACAUACUCCUCGGCAGCAUUCCGCAGCGGGAGGGGAAUGAGAAAGCCUUUUUCCCUUCACUGAAAGACUCAGGCAGCUUAAAAACCGUAGUGCUUUCAGUCUUAACGUGUCCAAAUGUCAAAGCUUUCUUUCCUUGAUUUGAACUCUUGUGUAGAGUGCUUGCUGUGUAUUAAACCUCCAUGCUACAUGUAACACUCACCUUUGUCAUGGAAUGGGGAUCUCUCUUUCAGGUAGUUUGAUGAUGCGCACAGGUUUGAGGACGCUGGAGAGAAGGCUGGGGGGAGGGGGGGGCAUCUUUUCUUGGUUCUCAGAAAGCCGCGCAGUGUAGAGCUGACAGCAGAGAGCAGAGUGGGCCGAUGGAUCGCGUUGAGCAGUUUGCCCUUUGCUUUAGGCCCUCUGUAUAGUGGCGGUUCCAGGUUAGAUUUGUAGCAGCUUCAAGUUGUAUGAAGUGGUAUUUUGCUUUCUGUAAUACCAUAUAAAAUAAAAUCUGUUUAUUCUCUAAA